GGCCUAAUAAGAAAGGUCCACUACUAAAUGUACGACGUCGUUUGUGAGGUCGCAAAUCUCCUUGAGAGAGAGAGUGAGAGUGAGUAGAGAGAAACGCCUUCUAGGGUUAGUAUUGAAAAACACAGUGAUGGCGGCGAGAAAUGCUCUGCUUCGAUACCUUAGAGUCAACGUGAAUCCAUCACCUGCACUCCCUUUCACCACCGUACUUCUUAGGCGUUUCUCGGAGGAAGUAAGAGGAUCGUUUCUCGACAAAUCUGAUGUCACAGAUCGCGUUAUCUCCGUCGUCAAAAACUUUCAAAGAGUCGAUCCCUCAAAGGUAACACCAAAAGCCCAUUUUCACAACGAUCUCGGGUUAGACAGUUUGGACAGUGUGGAGGUUGUGAUGGCGUUGGAGGAAGAGUUUGGGUUUGAGAUCCCUGAUAAUGAUGCUGACAAGAUCCAGUCCGUUGAUCUUGCUGUUGACUUUAUCGCUUCUCAUCCUCAGGCUACUUAAGAAAAAGAGAUUCAAAACUCUUCAGUGUUAUGCAGCUGUGUCUACAGAUUUGAUUAGAGACUAAUAGGAAGAGAACAAACUUCUUUUUUUUUGCUCUGCUUUGCUUUCAUAAGUGUUUGCUGUGUUCCCCUCCUGCGUGAUUUUACGAGAUCUUUCAAGAAA
Messenger RNA from Raphanus sativus (radish), 655 nucleotides. Its product is annotated as acyl carrier protein 2, mitochondrial. The coding region runs from base 128 to 493 and encodes 121 amino acids. NCBI's taxonomy places the organism in Eukaryota, Viridiplantae, Streptophyta, Magnoliopsida, Brassicales, Brassicaceae. Gene Ontology annotation, cellular component: mitochondrion. Gene Ontology annotation, molecular function: acyl binding; acyl carrier activity. The transcript has 2 exons. Gene Ontology annotation, biological process: fatty acid biosynthetic process. The record is from RefSeq and is a predicted model, not a curated record.